UGGGCUCCCGGUCGCGGGCGCAUGCGCGCUGCGGGCGCUGGUGCGGGACAGCUGGAGCCGGCAGCAGCCCAGGGGUCGGAGGCGGCGGCAGCGGCGGCCCGGAGCAAGCUUUGCUGCAGGGAGCCGCAGCAGCCGCCGCCCCCGCGCAGAAGGAACCUUGGCCACCGGAGGACCCUUCCUCGCUUUUGGAAAUGGCGGGUGAAAUCACAGAGACCGGGGAACUCUAUUCUCCCUACGUCGGACUGGUGUAUAUGUUUAACCUCAUUGUGGGCACCGGUGCGCUCACCAUGCCCAAGGCCUUUGCCACGGCCGGGUGGCUCGUCAGCCUGGUCCUGCUGGUGUUCCUGGGCUUCAUGAGCUUUGUGACAACGACUUUUGUGGUGGAGGCCAUGGCAGCGGCCAACGCUCAGCUCCGUUGGAAGAGGAUGGAAGCCCACCAGGAGGAGGAGGACGACGACUCCUCCACGGCCUCCGACAGCGAUGUUCUCAUCCAGGACAACUACGAGCGGGCAGAGAAACGGCCCAUCCUGUCUGUGCAGAGACGCGGAUCUCCGAACCUUUUCGAGAUCACAGACCGGGUGGAGAUGGGGCAGAUGGCCUCCAUGUUCUUCAAUAAAGUGGGCGUCAACCUGUUCUAUUUCUGCAUCAUCAUCUACCUGUAUGGGGACCUGGCCAUCUACGCCGCCGCCGUGCCCUUCUCCCUCAUGCAGGUGACCUGCAGCGCCAUGGGCAACGACUCCUGCGGGGUGGAGGCGGACGCCACGUCCAACGACACGGACCUGUGCUGGGGGCCCCUGCGCCGCGCGGACGCCUACCGCAUCUACCUGGCUGUCUUCACUCUCCUCCUCGGACCCUUCACCUUCUUUGACGUCCAGAAAACCAAGUACCUGCAGAUCCUGACGUCGCUGAUGAGGUGGAUCGCGUUCGCCAUCAUGAUCGUGCUGGCCCUGGUCCGCAUCGGGCACGGGCGUGGGGAGGGACACCCGCCGCUGGCCAGCCUCUCCGGGGUCCGGAACCUGUUCGGCGUGUGCGUCUACUCCUUCAUGUGCCAGCACUCCCUGCCGUCCCUCGUCACCCCCGUCUCCUCCAAGCGCCACCUCACACGCCUGGUCUUCCUGGACUACGCGCUGAUCCUGGCCUUCUACAGCCUCCUCUGCUUCACCGCCAUCUUCUGCUUCCGCGGCGACAGCCUCCUGGACAUGUACACCCUCAACUUCGCGCGCUGCGACGUCGUGAGCCUGGCCGCUGUGCGCUUCUUCCUGGGCCUCUUCCCCGUCUUCACCAUCAGCACUAACUUCCCCAUCAUCGCCGUGACCCUCCGCAACAACUGGAAGACGCUCUUCCACCGCGAGGGGGGCACGUACCCCUGGGUGGUGGACCGCGUGGUGUUCCCCGCCAUCACCCUGCUGCCCCCUGUGCUGGUGGCCUUCUGCACCCACGACCUGGAGUCCCUGGUGGGCAUCACGGGGGCCUACGCGGGCACGGGCAUCCAGUACGUCAUCCCCGCCUUCCUGGUGCACCUCUGCCGCAAGGACACCCAGCUGGCCUUCGGCUACGGGACCGUCAACAAGCACAGGUCCCCUUUCCGCCACACCUUCUGGGUGGGCUUUGUGCUGCUCUGGGCUUUCUCCUGCUUCUUCUUUGUCACCGCCAACAUCGUCCUCAGCGAGACCAAGCUCUGAUGGCAGGACGUGUCUGGUGACAAGAGGAGCGGGGGCCCCCCCCCCGCCGGCAGAGCCCAGAGCUAGUUGCCUGCCAGGUCUCCGUGGGGCAGGCAAGGCCCGGGCUCUUGGAGGAGACCCUCCACACCUCCAGCUGGGGGGCUCCUCCCCACCCAGGAUUCCGCACAGUCUACACCUCACCUCACUCGCUGGGGUCACCUUCCUCCAGGCCCCCCCACCUGGGGUUGCCCCCGGCCAGCCGAGUCCCACCUCCGGGGCACAUGCUGCUCCCCAACUCGAGGACUGGUUACUGGGAUCGAGUCUUCUGCUUUCACACACCCCACCCCCAGGGUAGGCGGGCUCUUCCCCCGGAACGGUGGAGAUGCAGUGCUGGCACUGCCACGGUUUAUACCAGACACGUCCCCCCCCCGUCCCCCCACCCCCUAGCCCGCUCUCCCAGGUCCUUCCUCAUCCUUGUCUGGGAAAUCUGCUCCAUUAGGGCAACCCCAGCGCUACCCCUCCUCCCCACUGGGCCUGGCAGGGCUCACCUUCCCGCCAGGCCUGGAGGUGCCAAGUGCCUCUCCUAGAGGAGUGCCUGGCCGGCUGAGGACAAGGGCCGGACGUGCUGACUGGCACCAGGGUCCCCAGUCCAGAGCUGAGAGGGCCUCGUCGUGCGCGCCAGCCCCUGCCCUGGGCUCCCGAGCCGUGGUGACUCCGGAGCCGCGGGCGGGAGCCGCCCACGUCCUCGCACAGCAGCCCACGCGCAGGGUUUAAAGCCCAGAGCUCGUGACCCCGAAAAGGGAGCCUCAGGCCUCCUGCAGGGCAGGGGCGGGGGGGCAGCGUACAAGGGCCAUCAGAGGGGAGCUGCCCCCCGCUGUCACCGCGGUGGCUUGGGAGCGCCCCAGGCUUGUAGCCCGUGGUUCCCACCCGUCCCUGCUCUAGCUCCAACACUAAUGGUGGCUCCCUUUGGAGCCGAGCUGUGGGUGCUUGGCGUUCACUCUCUCCACGUCUCUUGGGUGCCAUGGGGUGAGAUGGGGCCCCGGCCACUAUUCCCAUGGCAGGAGGGCCAGGUUCCCGGGCACCUCACCAGCUCCCGUGGUCCCCCCCCCCACAAUCAUGCAUGCACCUGCUGGGCCAGCCCCCCUCGGAGACACAGGUGACUCACGAACUCUGCAUUUUCAAUGUGCCUUCUGCCUCGGGGCCUGGGGGCUCCUCCUGACCCUCCCUGUGUGCCCCCGGCCCUGAGCCUCAUGCCUCGUGUCCUGGAGCCCAGAGCAGCUGGACCAGGAGCAGCCUCCGGGGUGGGGUCUCGGCCCCUCCUCCUCCCUCCUUUGAUUUCAGUGCCUUGCUCAGCUCCCCAGGGAACCCCUGCAGCCUCCGCCCCAACAUCUCGCCGGCUUCAGACUUUGGACAGAGCGAGGACGCCAGGUCUUCUGAGGCCCACGGUGGUCUCGGGGAGGGGGACGUGGGUUGUGCAAGAACAUGGGUCCGCCCCAGCCCUCCCCUCGGGCCCCCUGGCGGCCCCGGCCUGUGGGAGUCCCCUGUCGUAAUCAGCCGCGAUCUGCUUUCUCGUUCUUGUCGCACAUCUUCAACUCUCACAGCUUGCCCCGCAUGUUGUUAUUUUCCAUCCUCGUGAAAGGAAGACGCCCCUUCCCCAUUUGCCACCGUGGCUGCUUCCCAGGAGGCCUUGCGGGGUAGGCGGGGCCGGGAGGCCUCCACGGUGGCCCCGCUCCCCCGCGGCUUGGCCCCUCCCUGGAGCUCCCCGGCUGUUUACUGAAAACUCAAUUAAAGCAUCUGUACUUAGCCUUC
This is a messenger RNA of Hippopotamus amphibius kiboko, 3470 nucleotides long. It is a transcript of the gene SLC38A12, whose product is annotated as transmembrane protein 104. Bases 192 to 1682 code for a protein of 496 amino acids. NCBI's taxonomy places the organism in Eukaryota, Metazoa, Chordata, Mammalia, Artiodactyla, Hippopotamidae. The record is from RefSeq and is a predicted model, not a curated record. The transcript is spliced from 10 exons.